AUGGCUCUGGCCAUGGCAGUUUCGUCCCGUCACGGCUGCUUGAAUGGGCUGAGAGUGAGGCAGGUGACAGCUGGUAUCGUAGGGCAUGUCUUGUCACACGGUGAGCAGAAGGUGAUCGAGACGGACGUGUUGGUCCCGGAGGAGCACCAUUACCUCGAAGACGCGCUUGAAGUCGCUUUCUGCGGGCAAACAAUUCCACGAAACAAGACGCAGUCGGUGGUCGUUCCAGAGGGGGGAGAGCAAUCGGUCGUGUUUCACUUCGGAUUGAUACUGAGAGGAGGGAGGCAGAGACGAGCAGCUCAGGGACCCUUGGGGCACAUCUCAAACGUUGCCAUCAGGAGUUCUUGGGGGUCGGGGCUGUCCAUCCUAUCGGGCAGGUGGAGGCUCGAUGGUUGCGACGUCUCAUGCACCAUGGGAGGACAUGCCAGCGCCCUGCAAUGCGAAAAUCAGGCGAACGUGAUGGCGAAGAACUGCUCUUUCGGGGGGAAAUGCAAGGAGCCGGUGGAGUCAAGAACAGUGUUCGUUGCAGCAUUGUCAAAUCUUUCUCUCUUUUGGGAACAAGGCAGGAGGAGCAGUCUACCUCGAGGAGUGUCAGACAUUUGUUUCGUGCUCGAUCUCUUCUCUUCGGAAUGGUCUAUGGGAAAGCUCAGCUAG
Messenger RNA from Guillardia theta CCMP2712, 654 nucleotides. RefSeq lists its product as hypothetical. The coding region runs from base 1 to 654 and encodes 217 amino acids. The transcript is spliced from 9 exons. Lineage: Eukaryota; Cryptophyceae; Pyrenomonadales; Geminigeraceae. The record is from RefSeq and is a predicted model, not a curated record.